Molecule: messenger RNA, 387 nt
Organism: Solenopsis invicta (red fire ant)
Lineage: Eukaryota; Metazoa; Arthropoda; Insecta; Hymenoptera; Formicidae
Exons: 1
Coding region: 1-387 (128 amino acids)
Source: RefSeq, a predicted model, not a curated record
AUGGCAGUAGCUAACCAUGUAUAUAGAUUCACGUUAGUAGAUGUUGGUGCUUAUGGUGGUAACAGCGAUGGCGGAAUUUUCAAUGAGUCAUUAAUUGGAGAAAAUCUGAAAAAUGAAAAUUUAAAUCUACCAAAAGGGACUUUCGAAUUACCUGGCAGUCAAGAUCGUACAUCAACUUUUUUUUUAGCAGAUGAUGCUUUUUCACUAAGUACUAGAAUUAUGAAGCCAUACACAGGAAGAAAUUUAGACGAAAAACAAAAGAUAUGCAACUACAGAUUUUCUCGCGCUAGAAGAAUAGUCGAAAGUGCCUUUGGAAUAGUGCCUUUUCGAACAGAUGGAGGAUAUUUCGACAGUCUAUUUGCAUGCUACCAGAAGCUGCUGAUAUAA